Molecule: messenger RNA, 1415 nt
Organism: Cuscuta europaea
Lineage: Eukaryota; Viridiplantae; Streptophyta; Magnoliopsida; Solanales; Convolvulaceae
Source: the annotation of a GenBank genome assembly
AGUCCUUCCAAACACCCAAUAUAAAAUGAAAGGCUAUACUUAUUAGUCUGUGGCAUUAGCCUUUGGAACAACAAAAAGUAAACUUUGAAGCAAUUUUCCGGCUACAGACGACCAGCCUUCACAUUUCCAGUCUCCACACAUAAGUGAUUGGGCAAUCACUAGUCUGUGGCCUGACACGCCGCUCACAGACGAACUUCUCUAAGUCUGCAUCUUUGCAACACUGAUUGGGCUACUCGACUAUGGAAUGUACAGUAAUCCAUUCGGUGGGCCAGGCAAGCUUAACAUGGUUCAAGAUGGAGAAUUCCAACAGAGUUCAAGGGAACAUACGUUCCUGCAACAUAAGCAAGAGUUUUCAGAAGGGGGUGGUCAAAUUACAUCAAACAUACAAAGGGAAACAUACUACACAGAGUACCCCUGGGAGGAUAUAUUGUAGCCCCAUCAGUUUGGAGGAAGAAUUUUCAGCUGUACAAUCACGGGAUAUAUCGAGGCUUGACGAAUCUGGUUCUUGUGCUUCAAAUGAUGAAGACUAUCUUGGCCGCCCUUUGAGUUCGGAGGAGUUAAAGUUGCUGCUGACUGAUUCUGAAAGAUUAAAGGUUCUCAAGAAAUUGAGUGAAGCAAAUCAACAAAACAGGUUUUUCAAACGCCAGUUGCAAGCAAGAGAGCACGAACUGGUUAGUUUCAAAAGGGAACUUGCAGUGAUAGCACAUGAUAUUGAGGCUUUGGUCAGUUUGGCAGAAGAAAUUGCAAAAUCUAGCAUCCCAAAAGGUUCUAGAAAGAUUAAUGGAAAGUAUAUUCAAUCUCACCUCCUUUCACGUCUCCAAGCUUUGAAGGGAAAACUAAAAGAACAGAUAACGGAUGUGGAUGCUGCUCAACCCAAAGAGGUUCCUUUAUUCUGGAUGGGUAUGGCAGAGAGUGUGCAAGUAAUGGGAUCUUUUGAUGGCUGGAGUCAAGGAGAAGAGUUAUCUCCUGAGUACACCGGUGAUUACACCCACUUUUCAACAACAUUAAUGCUUAGGCCAGGAAGGUAUGAGAUCAAGUUCUUGGUGAAUGGAGAAUGGCAGCUAUCCCCAGAGUACCCUACAAUUGGUGAGGGAUUACUGAAGAACAACUUACUGAUCGUGGAAUAGUUCCCCCAAUUGGAUGAGCUGCCAUUUCUGCAAUGCAUAAUAAACAUCUCCUGUUUGUUUUAAGUGCACCUUUUCUAGCUUUUGUAAUUUACCUGUCCAGUAAGUGUAAGAUUUGGCUGAAUGAGCUGGAUUUGAUGAGUGGCCGAGGUGAAUUGGCUAAAUGUUUUGUAUAUUACUUAAAAGGUAUUCUAAAGAACAAUAUGUUAUAAAUAAAAUAAGAGAAUAACAAGUAGCUGAAAGUAAGAUGACUUCUGAUAACAGAAGAGGUUCUCCUAUGAUAAGUGUUUU